UCCAUUUUGACAACCAACUAACAAACACGUGCCCGAUGUAUAUGGGCUCGUGUUAUUUUAUAAAAUAAAACAUGUCUAUGUUAGCGGGUCCACGUCGUAAACAGAAAGUUAUUAAUUUGCGUGCUAAGAAUAAUGCGUGGAGCAAUGACAGCAGUAAAUUUGGCCAGCGUAUGCUUGAGAAAAUGGGAUGGAGCGAAGGAAAGGGGUUAGGCGCUAAGGAGAACGGAAUAGUGGAACAUGUAGUGGCAAGAUACAAGAAUGACGACAAAGGCCUAGGCUUUGAAGACAGGAACGACCAAUGGACCAAGCAUGAAGACGAUUUUAAUGCGUUGUUGGCGAAUUUAUCCAAUGGUAAUGACAAAGAAGAACAACUUCAUAGCGGCAUUUCUCUAGAAGUCAAAUCAAAGAAAAGCAAAGCCCGAAUUCACUAUCACAAGUUUACUCGAGGGAAAGAUAUUGCACGCUACAGCGAAAAAGAUCUAGCUAACAUAUUUGGCAAGAAAAGUUUGAAGGGCGAAGAAAAGAAAGACGAAGAAGUACAAAUUGAAGAUUUAAAAGCAACUGAACAGGUGUUUACAGAGAAGGGCAGCAUGGAGGAUUACUUUAAAAGUAAGUUAGCAGCUUUUAAAAACAAAGCUAAUGUUUCUUGCCUGAAUAGUCAUAAUGAAGUAAGCAAUGAUGCAGACUACAGUUUUAAAGGAUUCUCUCAAGGGAGUGAUGAUGAUACAGUGACAAAACACACUGACCAAGGAUUCGGAUUUCAAGGUUUCUCUUUUUAUGGCUCAAAAGAAAAUAAUGAGAUUGAAAAAGAAAAUGAGGCAUGUGACGAAAUUACAGAAGUUUCUCAGAAAAGUAAGAAAAAGAAAAAGUCUAAAGAGAAAAAUAAUGGUGUAAAACAAAGUAAUGAAAUAGAAGGUGAUGUCAACAAUGAGUACCAGCAUGUUUCAGAAGUUUGCCAACAAUUAUCUAAGAAGAAAAAGAAGUCUAAAAACAAGAAUGUUGAAUCAGUUGAACACUGUAAUGAGGUUGAUUCAAAUGGAGAUGUUGUGAAUGACCACAACCAUGAGUUACUGACUGAUAUUCCUGAACAACCUCGAAAGAAGAAGAAAGGGUCUAAAAAGAAGAAAAAUGAUUCUGAUCAAGACAGUAAUGAGAUCACAUCCAAUAAUACUGCUCAAAAUGUGUCUGAAAACACUGACAAUGAAGGCCCUAAAAAAAGAAAGAAAAAAGGUAUACCAGAAGAAAAACAAGAAUUUAAUGAAAUUGUAGUUGAGGAAGAAAUUCAUGUGCCGAAGAAAAAGAAGAAAAGGAAAAAUAAAGAUGUUGAUAAUUAAAAUAAAACUCUAUUUAUACAAAA
Pectinophora gossypiella (pink bollworm) is the source of this 1357-nucleotide messenger RNA. RefSeq names its product PIN2/TERF1-interacting telomerase inhibitor 1-like. Gene Ontology annotation, molecular function: telomerase inhibitor activity; nucleic acid binding. Bases 72 to 1334 code for a protein of 420 amino acids. The record is from RefSeq and is a predicted model, not a curated record. Gene Ontology annotation, cellular component: nucleolus. The transcript has 2 exons. Lineage: Eukaryota; Metazoa; Arthropoda; Insecta; Lepidoptera; Gelechiidae. Gene Ontology annotation, biological process: regulation of ribosome biogenesis.